This is a messenger RNA of Sphaerulina musiva SO2202, 1409 nucleotides long. RefSeq lists its product as uncharacterized. The transcript has a single exon. Bases 514 to 978 code for a protein of 154 amino acids. Lineage: Eukaryota; Fungi; Ascomycota; Dothideomycetes; Mycosphaerellales; Mycosphaerellaceae. The record is from RefSeq and is a predicted model, not a curated record.
CGACUGCGCCCGCUCCCGCCAGUCGUCCACACAAAUAGCACCAGGUUCCAAGCCUCGAGCGCUCACAUCUCGGCAUUUCUGACUUUCUCGAGGGCAAUAUGGCACAAAAGAGAUCUGAGAUAUUGCCACAAGAUUGAGUCGCUGGGACCUCGAAGAUCUGAGGACGGUGAGACAAAAAGCGCCAGGUCUUAGUUGGGUACAAAGCAGGCGCAUUGCACGGAAAAGCGUCUCGAGAGGUGGGAGGGCGUCUGACUGUGGCAUCCCGCGCUAUACGGAUGCCGUCGCUGCGCGCCUGGAUGGAGACAGUGACAAGAAGCUGGCACGGCCUGAACUCAUUGCUCGACGGCAGUUUCAUCCAAGUCAUCCCAGUGGCGAGCCACGCUCGGAACGACUGGAUCUUCCAGGCUAUUCAAACCGAGAGGAGAGAGAUGCGUUGGGAACCGCCAUCCAUAUACGACCCAGCCCUCAGUCCGAGCACACCGACGUGUCUCCAACAGCGGGCAGCAAGCUUUCAUGCAGUACUGCCGGGUAAGAUAUGAGCCCGGAGUCGAUCCAAAUGGAAAGGAGAUUCAUGGCAGGCCAGUUUACAAGCGUUCAGCGGAUUCCAUCUCUCCAAAAGUCCUUUCCAUACGUCUCCAGGCGAAGAUGGUACGCAAAAACGCCGUUUGGAACUGUACACCACGAACAGGAACAGCUUCUGCGCCUUCGUCCCCAGUAAAAUACUUGUGUGUGUAUGCUAUGCUGAAGCUCCCACAAGUGCUGCAGUCAAGACCGCGGAAACCAAAUUGCAGUGUACGCCGAAUUCUCACUGCCGCCAGAAUGGAGGCGUUGCGAAGAAGAACAGGGGGCUUAUUGCAAGUACUCCCAACCAGACCCAAUGACUGGUUCUUCUCGCCUUCGAUCAAGUACAGCCGCAGUCUUCACCCAGCUCGGAGAGAGAGAGGCCAAUACUCAGGAAUCAGCCCAUCUCCAUCUUGAAAUGCUUCGAAAGGUCGACGUCGCUGGGCUUCGCUUUGCACGUGAUGAAUGUGCCUAGGCUGGGGAUUCCUCGCCGAGCAUUAAUUGUAGCAUCUCUUGGGACCACCACGACAUGCCGCGUCCUCGUCCCACAACAAUUCAAGGCCGCAGAGAGCAAUUCAACGCAGGUCAAAAGUGCGUGCAAACAGCAGCGAGAAGAAGAUUCCCGUAAAGGUUUGUUGGGACAGCGCAGAAAGAAAGAGAAAGAGAGAGAAAAGAAAGAAAGGAACCUAGAAAGGAAGUGGAGGUAUAACUUAGUAAGAUAUGACUAAACCACAAGGAUCCUGACCUCUACCUUACCUCCUAUACCACGGCAUUCUACUCACUCACAUCUCCUAUUCUCAUUCUACUAGUGCGGUGCCUGCAUACUACACAGCUACAAGUCACUCGCG